Helobdella robusta is the source of this 1931-nucleotide messenger RNA. RefSeq lists its product as hypothetical. Gene Ontology annotation, biological process: proteolysis. The coding region runs from base 444 to 1931 and encodes 495 amino acids. The transcript has 13 exons. The record is from RefSeq and is a predicted model, not a curated record. Gene Ontology annotation, cellular component: cytoplasm. Gene Ontology annotation, molecular function: calcium-dependent cysteine-type endopeptidase activity. NCBI's taxonomy places the organism in Eukaryota, Metazoa, Annelida, Clitellata, Rhynchobdellida, Glossiphoniidae.
CUGGGUGGCGAUCGCUUUUCUGCAGUCGUCCCGUCCCGAAUUUAUUUUAACAUUAUUUUAUUAAAAAAUUUCAUGACGUGUUGUUGAUUUGCCUGCAUUCUAUUUUUUUUUAUCAACUAGAUUCUUUCAUUUAGUUAUUAAUUAUUCUUAGUAAAUAAUUUUAAAUAUAAAAACUAAAAAUGUUACAUCAAAAUAAAAAUAAGUGACAUAAAAAUAUAAUGAAAUAUUUUUUAUACUUUAUUUUAUAAUUAUAACUAAUUUUAAUAAUUUUAUUAAUCAAGUAAUCAUCUAGAAAAUAACUUGCAGCAUAAAAACUUUAUUCUUUUUCCUUGUGUAAUAUGGGGCAUUAAAGUACUGGAAUAAGAUAUAAAAAAUAAAAAAAAUCAAUUCAUGCAAAAAAAUACUGAACUGAUUAAAAAAAAUCGACCAUAAACAAAACAAAAAUGGGAAUAUUUGGUUCGGAUGAUGUGCACUUCAAGAACCAGAAGUACCAUGCUCUUCGCAAGCAGGCACAAACCAGUGGUGUCCUUUUCCAAGAUCCAGAAUUUCCUCCAUCAUCUCAGUCAAUUUCGAAGAACGGAAAUCUUGGCAGGAACAUCGAAUGGAAACGACCAAAAGAGAUAUGUUCCGAUCCUAAAUUAGUGGUGGACGGGAUCAGUAGUCAAGAUUUGAUCCAGGGAGAGCUUGGUAACUGUUGGCUUGUUGCUGCCUGUUGCUGCCUUGCUAUUGACAAGAGUGUUUGGUCUCAAGUGAUCCCAGAUGUAAAGGACCAGGAAUGGGAUGCAAAGCAACCAGAGAAAUAUGCUGGCAUUUUUCACUUUCGUUUUUGGAGGUACGGAGUGUGGACCGAUGUGGUCAUUGAUGAUUUGUUGCCUUGUCGACGUGGUCAACUUGUUUAUUUGAGAUCGAAAGCACAAAAUGAAUUUUGGAGUCCUCUGUUAGAAAAAGCUUAUGCCAAGUUGAUUGGUAGUUACGAGGCUCUCGAUGGAGGCGAGUUGUCAGAAGCGCUGGAAGAUUUCACGGGCGGUGUCUCAGAAACUUUCAACUUACAGGAAGAAAAAUAUUUUCAAGAUGUCAACAAGAAGGAAGAAUUUUUUGAAUGGCUCGAGAGGCAGUUAAGUGAUCAUGCUCUCAUGGCGGCUGCUAUUCCUGCGGUGACAAAGGACGACAUGGAGAAAGCGACGGACACAGGCCUAGUCAUGGGACACGCCUACUCGAUCACUGCCAUCAAAAAGGUGGGCAUGAAAGGGACAGGUCUGUUUAGCUUUUUGAAACGAGAAAAGCUGGCGAUGAUUCGAUUGAGGAAUCCCUGGGGUGGCUCGGAAUGGAAGGGGGCCUUCAGUGAUGGGUCUGAGGAGUGGUCCAAAAUAACGAGCAAAGAAAGAAGCAACAUUGGUUUGACGUUUGACGAGGACGGGGAGUUUUGGAUGACGUUUGAUGAUUUUGUGACCAACUUUAUCAACCUUGCAGUCUGCCACAUGCUCAAUCUCAGUCUCUUCAGUUUACAAAAAAGGUGGCACGCAUCAACAUUGGAUGGUGAAUGGUCCACUCCGAAUCGGGCAGGUGGCUGUAUUAACAACAGAGAAUCAUUUCUUGAAAAUCCUCAGUUUGCCUUCAGCAUGACUGACGACGAAAACGAAGUCAUCCUGGUUCUCACGCAGAAGGACACGAAGGAGAAGAAUGCUGAGAGAUCCGUCAUUGGAUUCACCAUCCUUAAGGUUGAAGAGAACAGGAGAUUUCGACUGCACACAAUCACAACGGUGAUUCAGUCGUCAGUCUUCCGCAACAGUCGCAGCGUCCUACUGAGGAGGAAGUUGGAGCGUGGACGCUACGUUGUCGUUUCGUGCAAGUUCGAUCCCGGUCAGACAGGUGCCUUCCUUAUGAGGUUCUUCCUCGGAUGCAACGCAAGAGCUCUGUACGUCAGUCAAUAA